AUGCCCCGAGGUCUGAAGGGCAGCAAGAAGGAUGGAAUCCCUGAGGACCUAGACGGGAACUUGGAAGCACCCAGGGAUCAGGAAGGUGAGCUCAGGAGUGAGGAUGUCAUGGACCUCACAGAAGGUGACAGUGAGGCCUCAGCCUCAGCUCCUCCUGCAGCCAAAAGACGGAAAACACAUACGAAAGGCAAGAAGGAGAGCAAGCCCACCGUGGAUGCGGAGGAGGCUCAGAGGAUGACAACCCUGCUGUCUGCCAUGUCUGAGGAGCAGCUGUCCCGCUACGAAGUGUGUCGCCGGUCAGCGUUCCCGAGAGCACGCGUUGCGGGUCUGAUGCGGGCUAUCACUGGCAGUUCGGUGUCGGAGAACGCGGCCAUUGCCAUGGCUGGAAUAGCCAAGCUCUUUGUUGGAGAGGUGGUGGAAGAGGCCCUGGACGUGUGUGAGAUGUGGGGAGAGACGCCCCCGCUGCAGCCCAAGCAUUUAAGGGAGGCCGUUCGCAGGUUAAAGCCCAAGGGCCUCUUCCCCAACAGCAACUGCAAAAGAAUCAUGUUCUAG
Messenger RNA from Lagopus leucura (white-tailed ptarmigan), 552 nucleotides. RefSeq names its product putative TAF11-like protein ENSP00000332601. The transcript has a single exon. Gene Ontology annotation, molecular function: transcription coactivator activity; protein heterodimerization activity. Gene Ontology annotation, biological process: transcription initiation at RNA polymerase II promoter; RNA polymerase II preinitiation complex assembly. Gene Ontology annotation, cellular component: nucleus; transcription factor TFIID complex. NCBI's taxonomy places the organism in Eukaryota, Metazoa, Chordata, Aves, Galliformes, Phasianidae. Bases 1 to 552 code for a protein of 183 amino acids. The record is from RefSeq and is a predicted model, not a curated record.